This is a messenger RNA of Aquila chrysaetos chrysaetos, 1842 nucleotides long. RefSeq names its product methylenetetrahydrofolate dehydrogenase (NADP+ dependent) 2, methenyltetrahydrofolate cyclohydrolase (gene MTHFD2). The transcript is spliced from 8 exons. Lineage: Eukaryota; Metazoa; Chordata; Aves; Accipitriformes; Accipitridae. Bases 60 to 1073 code for a protein of 337 amino acids. Gene Ontology annotation, molecular function: methylenetetrahydrofolate dehydrogenase (NADP+) activity; methylenetetrahydrofolate dehydrogenase (NAD+) activity; methenyltetrahydrofolate cyclohydrolase activity. Gene Ontology annotation, cellular component: mitochondrion. Gene Ontology annotation, biological process: tetrahydrofolate interconversion. The record is from RefSeq and is a predicted model, not a curated record.
CGGGGCCGAGAUCCUCACUCCCGCUUCCCGCCGCCGCUCCCUCAGCGCCUGCCGCUGCCAUGGCGACCGCGCUCUGCCCGCUCCGCACCCUGGGCCGCGCCGCGCUGCGGCCCCGCGAUCGCCGCCUCCACCUCAGCGCGCCCAGAAAUGAUGCUGUUGUGAUUUCUGGAAGGAAGCUGGCCCGGCAGAUCAGGCAGGAAGCCCGUCACGAGGUUGAGCAGUGGGUAGCAGCUGGAAACAAGAGACCUCACCUCAGCGUUGUUCUCGUCGGUGAAGAUCCAGCGAGUCACUCCUAUGUACUGAACAAAACCAAAGCGGCUGCUGAUGUUGGAAUCAGCAGUGAAACCAUCCUCAGGCCGGCUUCUAUUACUGAAGAGGAGCUGCUGGAUUUGAUCAGCAAACUCAAUAAUGAUGCCAAUGUGGAUGGCCUUUUAGUACAGCUUCCUUUACCUGAACAUAUUGAUGAGCGCAAGAUUUGCAACGCUGUGACUCCAGACAAAGACGUUGAUGGCUUUCAUGUGAUAAAUGUGGGUCGCAUGUGCCUUGACCAGUACUCCAUGCUGCCGGCUACCCCGUGGGGGGUGUGGGAGAUCAUUAAGAGAACUGGCAUCCCAACGCUGGGGAAAAAUGUGGUGGUGGCCGGCAGGUCAAAGAAUGUGGGCAUGCCCAUCGCCAUGUUGCUGCAUACGGAUGGGAGGCACGAGCGCCCAGGAGGUGAUGCCACAGUCACAAUAUCCCACCGUUACACUCCCAAGGAGCAGCUGAAGCAACACACUAUCCGUGCUGAUAUUGUGGUAGCGGCAGCAGGCAUACCCAACCUGAUCACAGCUGAUAUGAUCAAAGAAGGAGCUGCAGUUAUUGAUGUGGGGAUAACGAGAGUGCAGGAUCCUGUCACUGCCAAGUCGAGGCUGGUUGGCGAUGUGGAUUUUGAAGGGGUGAAGAAGAAAGCCAGCUACAUCACUCCGGUCCCUGGGGGAGUUGGGCCCAUGACGGUUGCCAUGCUGAUGAAGAACACCAUCAUUGCUGCCAAGAAGCUGUUGAAACCCAAAGAGCUGAAAGCAUUAACUGCUUAAUGUGGUAUUCUCUUUAGCACUGAAAACAACAUUCCAAACUGACUCCCAAACAGGCCGAUAGAAAAUGCAAUAUUUUUAUUUAUUGUAUUGGAAGUGGAAUUUCCUAUUCUGAGGUCAUAGAUAUUUACUGGAAGCUGAAGCAUAUGCACAUUAGUCGUACUAAGGUGUAAGCAUCUACGCUUCUGGCCUACUCAUGCUAGCAAAGCUGCUUUAUGUUUAAGCUAGCUCUUCUAGGAAGCCUGCCCUGCUCUUGCAGGGACUAGGUGACAGUCGGGAUCCUCGGCGUGCAGCUCCCCCGGGAGCUCGGUGUGGCGUUAGCAAUCCCGUGGGAGGUAGAGCACUGCUCCACAGUGCAAAAGCAAUGAUCUUCAUGGUUCUGUUCUCACAAAUGCUCAGUCUGCCCAGACUGCUCACGUUUGACUUAUGCUGAAGUCUUUAUUCAACGCUGGAUGUUUAGUUAGAGUUACGCUCUUCUGUAGAAGAAGUUACUUGAAAAGAAAAAGAAAAAGCCAUAUGUCUGUUCGCAGCCUGUGCGGGGCCCUGGGCAGUGGCAGAUUUGUUGUAACAUGUUCUUCUAGGGUGCAGCUAAACUGGUUUUUUUGCUAUUUGGAUGGUAACUUUUUUAAAAGCCUUUUUUUCUAACCAAAGAACAAUGGGGUGGGGACUGUUGGUGCCUACAUUGGGCACACAGGAGGUUUCCUGGACUGUAUUGUAAAACGUGCAAGUACUUAGUGAAUAAUGCAGGCUAACUCUAAAUAAAGUAUGAGAA